Messenger RNA from Colletotrichum orchidophilum, 339 nucleotides. Its product is annotated as vacuolar ATPase assembly integral membrane protein VMA21. The record is from RefSeq and is a predicted model, not a curated record. Gene Ontology annotation, cellular component: endoplasmic reticulum membrane. The coding region runs from base 1 to 339 and encodes 112 amino acids. Gene Ontology annotation, biological process: vacuolar proton-transporting V-type ATPase complex assembly. The transcript has 2 exons. Lineage: Eukaryota; Fungi; Ascomycota; Sordariomycetes; Glomerellales; Glomerellaceae.
AUGGCGACGCGACGCAUCGUCGCCUCCGAGAAGACCAUCCUCGAGAAGGACGAUGUGGUUGGUGCGAGUCCAGCUGCCAGCGAAAAGUCCAACAUCACUCCCGCCGUACCAAUGGAUGUCAUCUUGAAGCUUCUCGGAUUUACUUUGGCCAUGAUUGUCUUGCCCAUUGGCACCUACUUUGCCACAGUUGACUUUCUUUUCAAGGGGAACUCGACAUUUGCUGGAGCUCUUGCUGCUGUCAUGGCCAACGUGGUAUUGAUCAGUUAUGUUAUUGUUGCCAUGAAAGAAGAUCAGAGCGACCAGUUGGAAGCGAAGAAGGAAGGGAAAAAAGACCGCUAA